AUGAAGCUGUUGUGGGCAUUGUUGUGUCUUAUUCCGGCAACCCACGCUUCCUACAAAUUGACCGUCUACCUUCGACGUCUCGACGUCGGCCAGGGUUUCCUGGCGAACGGUACCCACUGUACCCCCACGUGGAAUAUCGGGGAUCAAUGUAAUAUUAUGCUCAAGCUAGCCGUUUGCCUUGGAACCCCGGAUGAUCUCUCGGACCCGUGCCCGGAAACUAAGCGCCAGCCGAUCGAUCUCGGCCAAGUUACGACCAACCAAAAUGCCAUCGAAUUUGCGGGUGGCGGCACGGCCUAUGGUGCCUGGAAGAACCCGGCCGACUUUGUGAAUACCGACGAUGGAGUUUUGUACGCGGGCUUUUCCCUGUACGUUGAGGCGCGCGACAAGCAGAAUGGGCUGAUCGACAGCUACUCGCAUCGUUUUGACGACGGGCUGUCGCCGAACAAUUUCGAGUACUUCUCGCAUGAGCGCGUCAACUUGGAGGCGACUUUGUUCUCGAUCGCCUGGCGAGCCAGCGGCGAUCUUCCGACCCCGCCGCCUCCUACCACCACCGAGGGCCCGACCACAACAACACAAUCUACUACUUCCGGUCCAUCCACACCGGAACCGACGACCGAAGCCCCGGUGACGGCAAAGGACUGCAGCGAGAUUGUUGGAGGCACGGACGGCCCGAAUCAGAUCCUCAUCAACAACGUCACAACAACGGUGUACUGCUCAUUUGGAUCGAACGUCGCCAUCACCCACAUUCAGGGGCGCGGCGAACUAGAUUUUACUAAAGACACCUUCGCGAAAACCUAUGACGACUACGCGAAACCGUUCGGCACGGUCGGCAAGGGCAACAACUAUUGGCUGGGUCUGGACAAUAUCAACGUGAUCACGAACAGCGGAGACUAUUCGCUGUUCAUCGAGGUUUGCUGCGGAACGAAGUCAGUCACCCAACAGAUCUACAAGAGUGCAACGGUGGGGACCAAGAACCAGCAAUACAUGCUGAACGCCAGCGCAACUAUCAACACCGGCCUGAACGUUAAUGAUGCGGGGAACGCGUACGGCCGUGAUUUGGGACGCCCCUUCCAUACCUAUGCGCAAUGGGCUCAGGAUGGCACUCAAGAUGAGGAAUAUUGCGCAGUCAUCAACUAUUCCAAAGAUGAAGUAACAGCAGGCAGCGGUGGCUGGUGGUUCGGAAAUUGUGGCGAAAACUUGAAUGGGGCCUACUAUGAACUGAAGGAUUUGAAUCCGGACACCUGUGAAAUUCCAACCGAUCUGAAGGCAAAGGGCACCGGCAUCGAGCUGAUCACGAAAGUAAACCCGACGAUAACCGAACCACUCUACGACAAGCGGAGCUACACAAGAGCCAGGAUGGGCCUCUACAAGGGUUCUGGGCAGCCACUUGGCCUCAAAGACUAUUGCCUGAACCCCCGCGAUGAGACCUCGCGUCUGAUUUUACCAUUUGCGAAUAAAUUAGAACUCGUCUAUGUGAUGCGAGGCGGGCUGAGGAUAGCGGCUCUCUUUUUAGCGAUAGCCAUCGUGCCCAGCCUCAGCUAUCAGCUGACGAUUCAGCUGCAGUCGUUGUCGCUGACCGGGAACUUGGCCGACGGCAAGCCGUGCUCUCAACUGUCGGCAUUUGGGAUAAAAUGCUAUCCGCUGGUUGCCAUCUGUGUUCAGACGGCUACGGAUGAAACUAGCGACCCGUCGACAUGCCAGGGCGAGGAUUCGGCUUGGUUCGACCUUGGGGUUACGCCGGCCACAAAUGAGAUCAAUUGGGACCCUGGAUUUAUCAAGGGGUGGUUCAACCCCCAAACGCUGAAGAUGCCCGGCAAUUUUCCGAGCAGUCCCUACUUCGUGAAGCUACGCGUACAGCAUUAUUACGGAACUACGGUCAAGCAGAUUGACAAUGCCUUGUGGAAAAUAGAUCAAUUCACACCGGAUAAGGACGGUGGGACGGUGGCUACUGUAAAAUUGAAUGAUAGACCCAAGGGUCAAAUUGAAAACUUUAUCUUCGAAUGGACGUACGAUGGAAUUAGCGGACCGACCACGGCGGCUCCUUCCACAACUUCGGCCCAGACGACGACAGGUGCACCGCAGCAGAGCUCCACACCAGCUGGCACUACUCAAACUGCAGGACCUACGCAGGGUACGGAAAGUAAGCCAACAGGAAGUCCCACCACAAAGCAAGCAAAUGACGCGACGACAUCGCCAGUAUCAGGAGGACCAACGACUUCCGGAGGUGGUGAUGGCGUUAGCAGCACUACGACAAAUGGAGCUCAAUCUAGCCCCUCUACUUCUGAUGCUAAGUCGACUGCAACAGCCUCGCCGGGGAGUACGAAAGACCCUAAUGGAGACGGCAUCUUCUUCGAA
Mesorhabditis spiculigera is the source of this 2355-nucleotide messenger RNA. NCBI's taxonomy places the organism in Eukaryota, Metazoa, Nematoda, Chromadorea, Rhabditida, Rhabditidae. The record is from the annotation of a GenBank genome assembly.